CGUCGUUGCCGUAGCCGGUGUCUUUAUAAUACUAAACUAAAAGAUGAAAGCAAUCAUUCAAAGAGUAACGUCGGCUAAAGUAACAGUCGGCGACGAGCUGGUCAGUUCCAUCGGCCGGGGUCUGUGCGUGCUGGUGGGCAUAUCCAGCGACGAUAACGCCAACGAUGUCGACUGGAUGGCCCGCAAGUUGCUCAACAUCCGGCUGUUCGAGGACCCCGCCAACGGCAAACGGUGGUCCCAGAGCGUGCUGGAUCAACGGUUGGAGCUGCUGUGCGUGAGUCAGUUCACGCUGUACCACCGGAUGAAGGGCAACCGGCCGGAUUUUAGCCGGGCCAUGCAGGGACCGGAUGCGCAAGCUUUGUACGGGACGUUACUGGCUAGGUUGGGGAGCUUGUACGAGGCGGAUAAGAUCAAGGACGGCCGGUUUGGGGCCAUGACGCAGGUUCACAUCCAGAACGAUGGUCCGGUUACGCUGGAAAUUGAGUCACCGGCGCAGAGUCAAGCCGAGCUGGACAAGUUGAAACGAGCCAACGAACACAAGGCAAAGAGCAAGAAAGAAGAAGGGGGACAGUGAAAUGUUAUUUAUUUAUGAAAGAUGUAAAACAACCGUUUUUUUAAUUUUCUUCAA
Molecule: messenger RNA, 628 nt
Organism: Culex quinquefasciatus (southern house mosquito)
Lineage: Eukaryota; Metazoa; Arthropoda; Insecta; Diptera; Culicidae
Gene: Dtd
Product: D-aminoacyl-tRNA deacylase
Exons: 3
Coding region: 44-574 (176 amino acids)
Biological process (GO): tRNA metabolic process
Cellular component (GO): cytoplasm
Molecular function (GO): D-tyrosyl-tRNA(Tyr) deacylase activity
Source: RefSeq, a predicted model, not a curated record